Molecule: messenger RNA, 5695 nt
Organism: Gadus chalcogrammus (walleye pollock)
Lineage: Eukaryota; Metazoa; Chordata; Actinopteri; Gadiformes; Gadidae
Gene: trim13
Product: tripartite motif containing 13
Exons: 2
Coding region: 478-1710 (410 amino acids)
Biological process (GO): innate immune response; positive regulation of canonical NF-kappaB signal transduction; positive regulation of macroautophagy
Molecular function (GO): zinc ion binding
Source: RefSeq, a predicted model, not a curated record
UUUUGUGGUCCAGUAGUUGCAUGUUACUAUGCGCUUGCAAAAUCUGUCCUAUCUUCCUCUAUACCUUGCCAACAGGACCGACUCUUACGCAAACCCGAUCUGUCGGUUAUUCGUUAGCUAGUAUCAGAUCAACUACAAUAUUGGCCGAGUAAAGAGAGCUAGCUUCUUGCAUUCCAGUGCAAUUCUUAGCUUAACGUUAUAGAGAGUAACGUUAGAUAGUGAACGGCUUGACGCAUUGAUAUAUUAACAAUAGUCAGCAAGAGGCUCUAUACAUCAAAUAUGUCAAACAGAGAAUGCGGUAAAUGUUUCUCGCGAAGUAGGAAUAUGUAUUUCCUAUGCUCAGUUCACAGCUACUGUAUUCCCAUUAUUUUCUUAAAUCGCGCACCUAGUGACGAAUGUCAUAUUUAUGACGGGGAUCGCUGAACGACGACAAACACGUAGGGACCGCAUCAUUGAUGUAUGAUACUUUAACGCGUAAUGUUCAUGUUUUCAGAUAAGGACACCAUGGAGCUUUUGGAAGAGGACCUCACUUGUCCAAUAUGCUGCAGUCUUUUCGACGAUCCCCGGGUCCUGCCGUGCUCCCACAGCUUUUGUAAGAAGUGCUUGGAAGGGAUGCUUGAAGGUAACCGGAGCCCAGUUUGGAGACCGCCUUUCAAAUGCCCCACCUGCCGCAAAGAGACUCCUCAAAAUGGCAUUAACAGUUUGCAGAUAAACUAUUCUUUGCGUGGAAUAGUGGAAAAGUAUAACAGGAUUCGCGUUUUACCGAGGAUGUCCCUUUGCAAACAACACGACGGCCAGCCACUCAAUAUAUUUUGCGCCACGGACUUAAAACUUAUUUGUGGAUUUUGUGCAACAACUGGAAAUCAUAAGGGACAUACAUUCUGUGCAUUGGAUGAAGCAUAUCAACAGGAGAAAGCGGCAUUCGAACAACUGUCCGAGGGAAUGGAGAGCUGGCAGAAUCCCGAUAUACUUUCCUGCUUAGAGACUCUGCAAAUCAGUAAGAAAAGGGCGCUCCAGUUGGUCUCCAUAGACGCAGAAAAGGUAACAAAUUAUUUCGAGAAUUUAGUCGGCGCCCUUGAGCACAAGAAACGUGAAAUUCUCUCAGAUUUCGAGACCUUAAAAUUGGUGGUGAUGCAAGCCCAUGAUCCCGAGAUCAACAAACUGAGCGCAGCUCUGGACGAGCAGACCCGGGCGCUCAGCAUCGCCGAGUCAUUCAGGAAUGUGUCCGACCCUCUCUGUUUCCUCCAGCAGAUGCAAGAGUUUAGGGAGAAGCUGCGAGUCGUACGUGAAACACCUCUGCCCUCUCUGAAGGAAAUUGACGUGGGCCCUCACGUACGCAAUUUCGACGUCCGAAAUUGGGACAUGCUGAGACUCAAAGACGUUGAUAAAAUCUCCGUCCCGCACGAACAUGGAUCUCACCGCGCAACCAGCUCGCGACUCCGAGUCCCCAAGAUGUUCUUUAUAUUCAUGAGCAUCAUACUGCCAGCCGUUUUCCUCUUGCACCCAGAUACCUUAUCCGCGACCUCGGUCCAUUUAUCCGCACAGAGUGAGGCAUUUCUAUAUGGACUUUCCCCGCAUCUCAAAGAUGCAGAGCUGUAUUGGCAGAAGGGGCUCGGUGCAUGCACCUGUUUAUUGGGCGUAUGUCAACAUUACGCCCUGGAAUUCUUGGACACCGCUGUUGAUUAUAUGGGCAGCUGUAAACUGUUCUAACCAUAUUCCUUUUGAUAUUUUUGUAUGUUUCUAGUUGUCCUUGUAAGGUACCAGGACAGACGAAAUCUCUUUCUAUAGCCUACUUUAAGCUUAUAAUUAAGGGCGACCACACAUUAAGUUCUGUUAUAUGGUCAUAUAGUGUAUAUUGCCUAUUAUAAUUUGUUACUUACCUGGGCUUCCAUCCUAACACAGGACUGCCAAACCAACUAAUCUCAACCCUCCGUGUAUUUUUAAACGUGCUUUCUACCUGAUAUUGAUUCAGUUACUAAAUGAUUAUUUUUGUUUUACUUGUUGCCACACUACAACGUUUGACUGUUUGAACUUUGCCUAAUGUAUCCGCCUAAUAAAAUGCCCAAAAUAGGUAUACACUCUCGGUCAUUCAUCUAUUCAAUAUAGUCAAUCUUGAGAUGGCCGUAGCCUUUCAAUAGGUGGACACACGUCCCGUCCCCCGUCCCCCUGCGCGCGCGUCACCCGGGCCGCAGAAACCCGUCCCAAGGUUAGACGCGUUAGAUAACAAGGCCCGAGCGCCAUCUUCAUCAGACUGCAAACGUUAAACAUUGGGGGGACAUUUGGACAUGUUUAGCCCACAUCAAGGGCCCACAUCGAAGGACUAGCGCUGUUUUAAUCAGCUCAUUCCUUUGCAUGGCAGGCUGGUCAAGUUCAAUUAAAUUGGGAUUAUGUAAAAGCAUUUGUUGUGGUAUAGAGUUAAAUAUAAAAUAAAAAUAAUUAAAGAAAUAGUUACUAGGGGGGCUGUGGUCGACCUAAUUGACAUAGAGCAAGUAUCGGUAAUCCCUGUCAGAAGUCAAGAAGUUCAUAACUGUACAUCUUGACGAAUUGAAAAGACACUAAGGGGAUAUUCGGAAAUGUAUUAUGAACAUUGUUUUGUCAAGAUAGUGAAGAAAUGAAAAAUCACCAACCAUAAUGCCAAGUAGGCUAAUCCCAUAACGUCCGCACUGACCAGAAUACAAAAGGCACGUCACGCCACGUGGGCCUGUACAUGUACAGGCCUAUAUAUAGCCGACUGUUGCGAGGCAAAUCCGGUGCAUAGGCUUUAAAAUUUACAUUGCACAUGAAUCUUUAAUUUCCAGGGAUACAUGCCACAAUACAUGUCAAUGUAAAUUCUCACAUUUGCCCGAAUCCAAUCUCAAAUAUUGACCUGGUCUACUGUCUCGUCUUUAUUAUACGAGAUAAGGCGGACACUUGCUUUCGUCAUUUAGGAUGGGUAGCAUUGAAACCUUUAAAAAAUAUAUCUAACUAGGGGGGAUUUCCGAAAAAUAUUGACAUAUUAAGUCUAACAAUACAUUACGAAUAUUACUUAUGCCUUGAACUUUUCCUUUGGUGUCUGUGGCGUGGGACCACGAACUGCCUUCUCAUUUCUCAUUUCUCUUCAAGAAAGCCGGUGCCCAAAUGCCUACACAAUUGUGCAAAUCCUAGACGGAUUGUGCAAGUGAAAUAAUUUCAAUGCAUAGAACAAAAAUAAACACCAAAAAAUACUAGGCCUAUAUAACAAACAUGCAACGAGGCUUAAUAAAUGAGAAAAUUAAUGGGGCUCUAAUUAUUUAUUUAUUUAUUUAAAAGCCAUGCAAGCCUGAUUAUUAAUUUUUUUGCUUGGUCUACUGACAAAUGAUAUAAGCCUAGUAUUUAAUAUAACAUUUACCUAAUUUGGGGUAGCCUUUUUUAAAUCAAUAACUGAAGGCCUAAAUGAAAGCUGUUUCAAUGUUUAUAAGACGCCAAAUACAAAAACGGGCAUGGCCUUAUGCGUAUAGUCUAGGCAUUUUUUUUUUUUAAAGCAAAUCAAAAAUAUCCCCAUAUUUAAAAAUAAAAGUAAAUGCAUGGAAAAUAAACUGGCUCAUGAAAAGGCCUAAACAUUUCUAAUUAAAGGUGAUGGAGAACAAAUAAGAGGUGCAUUCUGCAACGUGUGGAAGUAAAAUAUUUUGGUACUAAGUAACUCUCACUUGUAGGAACAGUCUACGAUGGAGGAUGGAUGGCCCUUUAUCAACCAAGCUGGAGGAUUUAAUUUAGGCACAAUGCGUUCAGAAAUGCAGCUGACUCACCUCAUCAUUUUGAAUUAUAAAAUUAAUUUAGGCCCAAUGAUUUAAAUGAUUAUGUAGUGAACCUAACAUAUUCUUCAAAGACUAAAAGCUAAGGUAAAAGGCAAAAUUAUACUUACGUAGGCAGCUUGCCUAAACCAUCCAUUUUCAGAGCGACAGGACUCGAUGUCGUAAACCGUGCUUUUAAUGUAAAUGGGUCCUAUAGGUUCAGAUAACCUGGGCUAUAGGUCGCUCUUUCGUCUGAGAGGACUUAAUGAAUGUCCUUUAGAGCGGCCAAAAGCGUAAAGCAUUUGCCCUUAUAACUGUGCGAGGUAGUGGAAAUCCCAACAUUUCUAAUACAAGCCUAUUCCUCGUAUCUGCAGUUUAAAGCGGAGAUGCAUUAGCAAUGUCUCAAACGGUUAGAAGCCAUUUAUUCUCAGUUUAAUGAAUGCAUAAUCGAAUUAACUCGGUAUGAUGGCUCAUUCUAUGAUGGGCAAAGACAUGGGUUAAGAAAAAUUACAAACUGGCUGCCCCGUCCCAGUGUUUUAUCAAAUCUUAAAUCCAACUGUGAAGUGACCCUAUCAACUCGUGAAAGUAGGCUAAUCGGAAUUGCUAUAACACUGAAUGACAAAACAAAACAGUUUUUAUUUUUAUAUUUUUUAUUUCAUAUAUAUUUUACAAAUGAAAACUGGAGCACAAUAAAAAAAAAGAAAAAAAAGAAAGCAAGGCAGAUGCAAGUUGUUUCAGGUGUAGAUGGGUUUUGAUACCCCAUCCCAAAUUACUAAUAAAUCAACCCAUGAUGAAUGCAACUAGGAAUAUAUAUUUAAAUAAACUUCUCUUCAGUGUAUAGCAAGAGUUAAGAAACUAGUUUCAGUGGUUAGCUUUAAGGUUGGUAAGUGGUCAGUUUUGCUUCAGCAGCACGAUCAAUACUGGAGGCAUAUGCGACAGUGUAAACUCCAAUAUUUACGUGCUGCUACAGCAAGGCCACCAAUAGCGUCACCCAUAUCAGAUCAGCUCAUUAGGUCCAUGCAUUAUAUAUAUACAGUGUGUGUGUAUAUAUAUAUAUGUUCAUCCUUUAGAUUAAAAGGUAGAUUAAUGGGUUGUGUCCAAAGAGGCCUGGCAUGUACUGCUCUCCUAACGUUUUGCCGUGAUGCACUUUGUUCCGGCUUUACUGCUGCAGCACAGUACGGCCUGUAUCUCAGUGUAACCACAAACCAUUCUGUGCUGCUACAAUACUGCCAGAAAUGAUGGGCUUCCCUUCGACUUUCACCCUCCUCUUCCCAGUCGUUCCACUGGUGCUUUCUACUACUUUGUUCAUGGGUGCACCCCUAUUUACAGACUUAUGAUGCAACAUUCAUGUGUCCUGGGAGGGCAGGAGAUGAUCACCGUUGGUAUCCUCUAGCUCCUCUUGAACACACCACCUGAUCCACUCCAUCUGAAACACAUGGAAAAGGAAUCGUUAGCUCCUGUUCUGGGUAGCUUUUUUCAGCAAUAGUUCUUCUAUUGAGGUUAAUGAAAUCAGUGAAGUUUAGUUUGAUUGGUGAGAUCAAAGAAAAUAAGGUUCUGUGACACAAGUGAUGACCCAAAACAACAUGCAUCAACUUGUAAACCGACACAUUGGACAUCCUCCAUCUUGAAUAAUCAGAACUUAACAAUAACGCUACUACUACUUUUCUUUAAUUGGUGCAUUUGUUUCAAUUGAACUGCAUUUUAUUUUGUCCGGAGCCCACGGGAUGUCUACUUGUCUAGCCAUGCGUGUAAUCGUCACAUUCAGUACUAUGCUGAUUAUCAAAUUUCCAAAUGAACCAAAUUUCGAGAUUGAAAAUAAGAAUUGUUGGCUGACAUAGAUCCAUACUACAGCAUUAUCUAAACAGCUUUCAAAUAUUCUCUUCUCACCUUGGUCCCCCCUAUUGAUGCAAUUCUUGUAUAAUCAAUCAAGCAUUUAUACAUUAAUA